GAGCUGUGUUGGGAUGGUGGCAGUAUAAAGUAUAUCUUCCAUCCGAGACAGAUAAGAAGCGCCAGGCUAGAGGGGAUGAAGAUGGCGGACGCCAAGCAGAAAAGGAACGAACAGUUAAAGCGCUGGAUAGGCUCGGAGACGGAUCUCGAGCCGCCCGUCCUGAAGAAGAAGAAAACGAAGGUGAAGUUCGACGAUGGCGCCGUGUUUCUGGCCGCCUGCUCGAGCGGCGAUACGGAGGAGGUGCUGCGAAUGCUCGACCGCGGCGCGGACAUCAACUACGCCAAUGUAGACGGACUCACCGCUCUGCACCAGGCCUGCAUAGAUGAUAAUGUGGACAUGGUGACCUUCCUGGUGGAGCAUGGAGCCUGCAUCAACCAGCCCGACAACGAAGGCUGGAUUCCCCUUCACGCUGCCGCUUCCUGCGGAUACCUCGACAUCGCUGAGUAUCUUAUCAGUCAAGGUGCAAACGUCGGUGUAGUAAACAGCGAGGGAGAAACGCCAUUGGAUAUCGCAGAGGAGGAGGCCAUGGAGGAGCUUCUGCAAAACGAGAUCAACCGGCAAGGCGUGGAUAUCGAGUCGGCCAGGAAAGAGGAGGAGCGGAUCAUGCUAAGGGAUGCGCGACAGUGGCUUAACAGCGGCCAGAUCAAUGACGUCCGGCACGCCAAGUCUGGGGGGACCGCACUACACGUCGCUGCAGCCAAGGGAUACACUGAGGUUUUAAAGCUUUUAAUCCAAGCAGGGUAUGAUGUAAAUAUUAAAGACUACGAUGGCUGGUCUCCGCUCCACGCUGCUGCACACUGGGGCAAAGAAGAGGCCUGCCGGAUACUAGUAGAGCAUUUGUGUGAAAUGGACAUCAUCAAUAAAGUGGGUCAGACGGCGUUUGACGUAGCUGAUGAAGAUAUCUUGGGAUAUUUAGAAGAGCUGCAAAAGAAACAGAAUCUGCUUCUGAGUGAAAAGAAGGAUGUUAAGAAGUCUCCUUUAAUAGAAACUACGACUACUGGGGACAAUAAUCAAUCUGUGAAACCACUGAAGAGUAAAGAAACACUUCUACUGGAGCCAGAGAAAACUGCCCCACGAAUCGAGACUCUGGAGCCAGAGAAGGUGGAUGAAGAAGAGGGUGAGGGGAAGAAGGAUGAGUCUAGCUGCUCUAGUGAGGAAGAGGAGGAGGAAGACUCAGAGUCUGAGAACGAAGCAGACAAGACCAAGUCUUCUGUUCCGUCGAGCAUUUCCAACAGUACACCUGCACCUGCGCCUCCUAGUACCACCGUCAUGUCCCCAACUACCCCAAGCAACCAGGUGACCACCCCAACUUCACCUACCAAAAAGGUGAGCACACCUGCAGGGAAGGUGUCUCCUAAAGAGGAGGAGAGGAAGGAUGAGUCUCCUGCAUCGUGGCGACUGGGCCUGCGGAAAACCGGCAGUUACGGAGCACUGGCAGAAAUCAGCACAACUAAAGAGGCACAGAAAGAGAAGGACACAGCCGGGGUGAUGCGCUCGGCUUCUUCUCCUCGCCUCUCAUCCUCACUGGACAAUAAGGACAAGGAAAAGGAGAAGGAGAAGACACGCCUGGCAUAUGUUGCACCAACCAUCCCGAGGAGACACGUUAGCACAUCGGACAUUGACGAGAAGGAAAACAGGGAUUCGGCUGCUAGUCUGGUACGUAGUGGCUCUUAUACCAGGAGACGCUGGGAAGAAGACCCGAAGAACAGCGACGGAACCGCCUCACAAAACAGAACCUCCAGCUAUCAGCGCAGCGGGUCGUUUGGAAGGAGACAGGAUGAUGCUUUAAGUUCCACUUCUUCCUCCACCUCCACAACAACGACCUCCUCUGUUACCUCACCCACCGGACAUCGCAGCCUGCUGUCCAGGUAUUGGGCAGAAGAGAGUACGGACAAGGAGAAGGAGAAAGAGUCGGCCACGGUCAUCCCCACAAUCAACACUGCAGCCACCACCACUACCACCUCCACUACUGGAACUGUGCUGGGCUCUGACGGACGAGAGAGACGCAGAUCAUACCUCACCCCUGUGCGUGACGAAGAGUCCGAGUCUCAGAGGAAAGCCAGAUCCAGACAGGCGCGGCAGUCCAGGAGGUCCACACAGAAACAAGAAGAGAAGAAAGAGACAGAGAACAAGGAGGAUGACUACAGGUCCCGCUACCGCAGCUUUGAAGAGAAGUACCGGAGCACCUCCUUGGCCUCGACCACCACGGCCUCCUCCACCCUGCCUUCCUCCUCUUCUCUGUACAGCACCUCCACUCUGAACCGGCCCAACAGCCUGAGCGGUCUCACUUCCACCUACAGCCGCACCACACGUGACACUGAGAGAGCAGUAAUUAUCACUAAAGGAGAGCCUCAGAGCGACAGACUAUCCAGGAAUGACCCUGUUUCUACUAGCACUUCCUCCCUCGACCGUUAUGAGUCUUUGAGUAGCCGUGGCAUUGGGGAGAGCCGGCGGCCGUACUCUCGCUUCGAAAGAGACGACACCACUGAUUAUAAGAAGCUUUGUGAGCAGAUUUUAGCUGAAAACGAGAAGUUGAAAGCUCAGUUACGUGAUACAGAACUGGAGCUGGCAAACCUGAAACUGCAGCUGGAGAAAGCCACGCAGAGGCAGGAGCGCUUUGCUGAUCGAUCACAGCUAGAGAUGGAGAAAAGGGAAAGAAGAGCUCUAGAAAGGAAGAUCUCUGAGAUGGAGGAGGAACUAAAGACGCUACCAGACUUGAAAGCAGACAACCAGAGGCUAAAGGACGAGAAUGGAGCGCUGAUCCGAGUCAUAAGCAAGCUUUCCAAAUAGAAAAGACCCUCUCCACAACCUCCGGCAGUAACGGUAUUGCACAUCUAGAUAUUAAUACGAGACAAUGGCGACAAGAAGGCUCCGUCUCCCCCUCCGUUUCUCAGUCCUCGGCUUUCCCUCGCUUCCACCGCCUCACCGCUCACACAGAACCACUGCGUUUACAGAACUAAGGAAAAGCGUUAGGCGAGAGAAUGGCAUUGAACACUUUGCGGGCGGGGAAAGCCUCGAAAAACUAUUGAACCAAUAAGCCUUAGUUGUACAUACGUCACUUGCAUCAGAUUUCUCUUGGCUGUCACAGAACACCUGAUUUUAUUUGUGCCACACUUUUUUGUGAUCUCCUUCUUUUUUUUUUGGCUGUUGUUGUUUUUUUGCUCCGCUCUUUAAUCUUCCUUCCUGUAUAGAUGUGUUAUGCAAUGUGCAGCUCUCUCCUUCCAUGUCCUCUUCCUGUCCUCCCGAAUCACGCCCCCUUCCCAAAUCGUGCUAGAA
Molecule: messenger RNA, 3276 nt
Organism: Sinocyclocheilus anshuiensis
Lineage: Eukaryota; Metazoa; Chordata; Actinopteri; Cypriniformes; Cyprinidae
Product: protein phosphatase 1 regulatory subunit 12A-like
Exons: 24
Coding region: 76-2790 (904 amino acids)
Biological process (GO): signal transduction
Cellular component (GO): A band; cytoplasm; Z disc
Molecular function (GO): enzyme inhibitor activity; phosphatase regulator activity; protein kinase binding
Source: RefSeq, a predicted model, not a curated record